AUGAAACCUACUCGUCUACUCCAGACAUGCAUGACAUGCGUGUCUCUACGUGGAGGGACGAAACCUGCCAAGCAGCCCGGGAAGAAAGUCAAACGUCGAUGGAUCGGCACUGAGCCGCAGCCCCGGGUGGUCAUCGAGAAGAUCAAGAAGCAGAUCGAGGCCAAGAAGAGCAAAGUUACCGAGCCGGUGAAGCAGCCGAAGAAGAAGAAGGUCGGGAGCUGGUGGCAGAGGGUCCCGCAGGUCUUCGGUGACGAUGGGACGAUGGACGAAGACAAGUUCGAGCAAGGUUGCAUGGAGUUCGAGAAAGGAUUCAAGAAUCAAAAGACCAAGAGAAGGAAGAUUGCGAUGAAGAUGCAGCAAGAAAAGCAGAAGAGGGAGAAGAGGGAGCGACAAAGGGUGUUGAGGGAGCAGGAGAGGCAGAUGGAGGAGCAAAGGGAGAAGAUGAGGCAGGAGGUUCUGUCGGAAAGGCUCUUGCAACUGGACUACAAGGAUCCACUCUUGACGCCGACCAACGACGUCAAAGAUGAGCCGGUGCACGAGACUGUCAAGUUCGAUCAUCAGGGCGGGUCGUCGACUAUAGUAGAGGUCGAGAGCUUGGAGAUCGACCCGAUGGCGGCUAAGAUGGCGAUGCUCCAGAACCUCCCUCCCCUGCCCAACUCAAGACACAAGUGA
This is a messenger RNA of Guillardia theta CCMP2712, 672 nucleotides long. RefSeq lists its product as hypothetical. The record is from RefSeq and is a predicted model, not a curated record. The coding region runs from base 1 to 672 and encodes 223 amino acids. The transcript is spliced from 10 exons. NCBI's taxonomy places the organism in Eukaryota, Cryptophyceae, Pyrenomonadales, Geminigeraceae.